This is a messenger RNA of Diaporthe amygdali, 1329 nucleotides long. RefSeq lists its product as uncharacterized. Gene Ontology annotation, molecular function: SNARE binding; SNAP receptor activity. The transcript is spliced from 5 exons. Bases 1 to 1329 code for a protein of 442 amino acids. Gene Ontology annotation, cellular component: endomembrane system; SNARE complex; plasma membrane. The record is from RefSeq and is a predicted model, not a curated record. NCBI's taxonomy places the organism in Eukaryota, Fungi, Ascomycota, Sordariomycetes, Diaporthales, Diaporthaceae. Gene Ontology annotation, biological process: exocytosis; intracellular protein transport; vesicle fusion.
AUGAGUUACGGAUACGGUGGUAGGGCCAACCCCUACGCCCAACAAGACUCUCCCGCCGGCCAAUACGGCUCUUCAGGAGUGGCAUCGCCCCCUCAGGCUAGCUUUGGUCAGUCUCCCCGCCCCGGCGGCGGAGGCUACAACCAGUACGACAAUGGUGCCUACGAUGGGGCCUACGGAAAUAAUGUUGAGAUGGCACCUCUCUCGCAAAACGGGGCAAGCUUUGCCGCCAGCGACCCCAACGCCAUCCUGAACGAGUGCCGAGAGAUAGGACAGGGCAUUGACGCCAUCGACGGCAACCUGAACCAGUUGCGCAUGCUUCAAGAUCGAUCCCUCAACGAGACCGAUUCCAGCAGCUCAGGCACCUCUCGCGAGCUCGACAACCUGUCCGCCGACACAAUGUCCAUGUACCGGGAGCUCACCGACCGCGUCCGCAAGAUGAAGUCUUCACCAGACGCCAAGACCCCCAAGAACGCACCCCAGGUCGGCCGCAUCGACCGUCGUUUGAAAGAGGCCAUCCAACAAUACCAACAGGUCGAGGCCGCUUUUCGGAAGAAGAUGCAGUCUCAGAUGGAGCGGCAGUACCGCAUCGUGCGACCAGACGCCGACGAAGGCGAGGUCCGCGCUGCCGUGGAGGAUAUGUCUGCCGGUGGACAACAGGUUUUCCAGCAGGCUAUGAUGCAAAGCAACCGACAGGGUCAGGCACGAGCUGUCCUGAACGCCGUACAGGAUCGUCACCGGGAACUACAGAAGAUUGAGCAGCAGAUGAUCGAGCUGGCUCAGCUCUUCCAAGACAUGGAUACCUUGAUCAUCCAGCAGGAAGAGGCCGUUGUUCAGAUAGAACAAAAGGGCGAGGAAGUUGUCGAGAAUCUUGACAAGGGUAACCAGGAGAUCGAGGUCGCUGUCGAAACAGCAAGGAAGACACGAAGGAAGAAGUGGUACUGUGUUGGUAUCAGCGUUCUCAUUGUUGUCGUUAUUGUGAUCAUCGUAGUGGUCUACAUGGCGGUCACAGGGAAAUUCAACAGCAGCAGCAACAACAACAACACCAACACCAACGCCAAGCGCAGCGCAGUUGAAUUUGAGGGCGAGCGACCUGUCACCAACAUCUACGCGCAGUCCAAGAUUGUGAAUGUGGGGCAGGACUACGACGAGAACUCGGCUCCGCUGGAGAGAUUUUCCGGUGUGACUAGCGGCAAGAGCCUCGCUGGUCGGAUAGUGAUGUCAAACAACUGGAAGACUGGUUCAGCCGAACGACGGCGGUGGGACAUGACGCUCCCUGUACCAGUCGACAGCAUCGACGUCAAGCGUGGCGAUUACAACGAGGUCGAUUAA